This is a messenger RNA of Auanema sp. JU1783, 1761 nucleotides long. NCBI's taxonomy places the organism in Eukaryota, Metazoa, Nematoda, Chromadorea, Rhabditida, Rhabditidae. The record is from the annotation of a GenBank genome assembly.
CUGUUACAAAAAAUGGUAAAUGGAUCUUGUGAUGAAUUGAAUAAUAAAGAAGAUUCACCGAUAAUCGUCGAAAGUUCCGUAGAAGCAUUUCCUGUUUCCGUACAGUACCCAAAUCUCUGCUUGGCUUCCAGUGAAAUUGUAACCGAAGUUCUCAAUACUUUGAAUACAGAGGAGGAACCUCCGAGCCCGCCCACUCCUAUUGGAUCGGAGAGCUGGCAGUGUGGAGGCUCCGCGUCUGUCGUUGUUGUUGUAGAGAAUAUGUUACAAAAAGGAGUUUCGCUCCAAAACAUUUUGAGAACAGUUUGUCCGGGUUUACAAGAACCUGUGGAAGGCUGGUCUGACGAUACGGUUGCCAAUAUUUUAUCUGAUAUAUUAGAUCAACCUCCCAGAAGAACAAAGCUACCUCAAUACAAUACGAUGAAUGACGCCAUCGAGUUGUUCAGAACAAAAAAACGUAUCCUCGUCCUCACAGGUGCUGGAGUCUCCGUUUCUUGUGGAAUCCCUGACUUCAGAAGUAAAAAUGGUAUAUAUGCAAGGUUACAUAUCGAUUUUCCUGACCUACCUGAUCCAACUGCCAUGUUCGAUAUCAGAUAUUUCCGUUCUAAUCCUGCUCCUUUUUAUAAUUUCGCCACGGAAAUAUUCCCAGGACAGUUCAAACCGUCAAUUUCUCACCGGUUCAUCCACGAGUUGGAGAAAACAGACCAACUUUUAAGAAACUAUACACAAAAUAUUGAUACUCUCGAAGAUCAGACAGGAAUAACAAGAUUAAUUGAGUGUCAUGGCUCUUUCAAAAAUGCUACAUGUUUGGGAUGCAAUGCCAAAUUCAGAGGUGAAACCAUUAAAGAAGACGUCAUGGCUAAGAGAGUAGCUCGUUGUCCCCAAUGUAAGGAAGGGGUGAUUAAACCUGAUAUCGUUUUCUUCGGAGAAGAUUUAGCCCAAGAGUUCCAUCGUCAAAUGGCUAUCGACAAAGAUGAUGUUGAUCUACUGGUUGUCGUUGGAUCUUCUCUGAAAGUCAGACCCGUCUCUCUGAUUCCUUUCAGCUUGGCGUCUGAUGUUCCACAAAUCCUUAUCAACAGAGAGCCUUUAUCAGGAUAUACUGCUGAUAUCGAACUACUUGGAGACUGUGAUGAAAUUAUUAAAGAAAUAUGUUUAGCCCUGGGUGGACCCUUUGAGAAAAUGCUACGAAAUUAUUAUGAAGCUGAUUCACCUAGUGAAGGAGGCUUAGCCGAUAUGUCAAAUAUCUUGAUCAGGCGGACAUGUGUUCCUCAUACCAAUUUUUUAAAGCUGGCUGACACGAUCAAUGAGGAACGCAAAAACUCUAAGUGCCCUCCCAUCGAGGAAGGCGAAGAGCCUGUCGUCAAAAAACAGAAGUUAGGAAAUCUUUACGAGAGCCAUUUGAUUUCUGUGCAAGACGUGUUGCCAACAAAUUCAUAUUUCCAACUGUCUCCUAACAGAGCUGUAUUUCCGGGAGCGGAAUUGUUCUUUGACGUGGAGUACAAGUUGUUUUCUUUGCCAAGUCUGGUUACAAAACAUGAUCUUUCUGACGACACGGAUGAAGAAGACUCGGAUGAUGAAUAUAACCCUUAUGAAGGUUCGGGAAGAGGUGGGAGUGAACCACCAAGUGUAAAUGAUUUUGCUGUGAUCCCACUUAGCAGGCCAACAUCUUGUGAGCCAACAAUUGAUGUUGAGACCACUUUAAGCACCUUUGAGUUCAAAAAAGUUAUGGAAGAAAUCGGGGAUGAUUCUCUCCAAGCUUUGUAA